AUGUCAUCGUCGUCUGUAUCUGAUGAAAUUCUCAAAUUUGCUAUACAAUACUCGACUUAUACUGGUUGUAUUAUAUUUAGUUUUGGAGUUAUCGGAGGUUUUCUACCUGUUGUGAUUGCAUCAACAUUUAGUAUGUUAGCUUAUCAUAAUGUUCGUCAUAUAGUUCGACGACAGCUACCAAUUGUUCGUCGUAAACUAGACAAACAAAUAACGGCAAUGGUUCUGAUGCGUGUAAUUGCCUUCGUUUGUUUGGUAUCACCUUACAAUGCUUAUCGUAUCUAUUCCAUUAAUUUUCCUACAUCACGAAGCGUGCCUAUGGCAUAUGCAGUUGGUCGAUUGAUUCAAGCAAUUUUUACUUCUAUCUACAUUAUAAAUUAUAUAAUCAGCUUUUAUGUUUUUAUAAUAUUCUCAUCACGUUUUCGUCGUCAAGUAAAAUUUGUGUUAGUAAAAAGAGGUUGGCAACGAUGGAAAUAUUGGUGUUGCUCCAUAAAUAAUCAAAUUGAACCUGACGGCAAUUUAGAAACGCGCGAGACACAGAUAGACUCCGAAGAAAACAUUUAA
Adineta steineri is the source of this 561-nucleotide messenger RNA. The record is from the annotation of a GenBank genome assembly. NCBI's taxonomy places the organism in Eukaryota, Metazoa, Rotifera, Eurotatoria, Adinetida, Adinetidae.